Olea europaea var. sylvestris is the source of this 1290-nucleotide messenger RNA. Its product is annotated as protein FAR1-RELATED SEQUENCE 5-like. The coding region runs from base 1 to 1290 and encodes 429 amino acids. The transcript is spliced from 2 exons. The record is from RefSeq and is a predicted model, not a curated record. Lineage: Eukaryota; Viridiplantae; Streptophyta; Magnoliopsida; Lamiales; Oleaceae.
AUGCAAAACAGGCCCACAGAAGAAGCGGCAAAACAAGUCCACAGAAGAAGCGGCAAAACGAAUUCCAGAAACCUUGUUCGCGCGUCCCACUUUAGAAAAAUCAUUUGGGCAAAUUCUGAAAGCUGUUGGUCUCCGACGAAGAAUAGGGAGAAAGCUGCUCUUCUACCACACCAAUCUCCGACGAAAAUCGAGCAAAAUUUCAGGAGCAAUUCGACUUCAUCUUUCAAGAUGGCAGAGAAGGGGAAAGAUAUUUCCGAACACGCGGACAACAUUACUCUGGUGGAGUCCGAUAAUGAGAAUAUGCCUCCCAGUAUGAAUUUAAUGGAGAAUGAUAUGUUAGGGGGAGAUGUUGCGAAGGUGCCUGAGGUGGGUAUGAAGUUUGAAGAUGAAAAUAAAAUGUUUGAAUUUUACAAAAGAUAUGCUUACGAUAUCGGUUUCCCAGUGAGAAAAAGGAACUCAAAAAAGGACGACGACGGAAUAUUGAGAUAUAUUACAUUUGUUUGUAGUCGUGAAGGGAAAAGACGUAGAAAUACAAGCAGUACUUUGAAGCCGCAACCAACCAUUCAGAGUGGGUGUAACGCCAGGAUCACCGCAUCUUCAGAUAUCUGCGGGGUAUGGAGAAUCAACACAGUACACCUUGAGCACAAUCAUAAAACAAGUCCUUCGAAGUCCAGGCUAUAUCGAUGUAACCGAGAAUUGAGCGCACAUGUUAAACGACGGCUUGAAGUAAAUGACAUUGCUGGAAUUCCACUGCACAAAAGUUACAACUCUGCUGUCGUUGAAGCUGGUGGAUACGAGAAUAUGACUUGCAUUGAAAAGGAUUGCCGAAAUUAUGUCGAACAAAUUCGACGUCUAAGACUUGGAGAAGGAGACGCCGUAGCAAUACAAUCAUAUUUCUCGAAAAUGCAAGCGCAGUGUUCAGGUUUUUACUUCAGUAUGGAUUUGGAUGAAGAGUUGCGAUUAAAGAAUAUUUUCUGGGCAGAUAAUCGGAGUAGACAAGCAUAUAAGGAGUUUGGUGAUGUUGUCACAUUUGACACCACGUACCUCACAAAUAAAUAUGACAUGCCUUUUGCCCCUUUUGUUGGUGUGAACCAUCAUGGACAGUCAACUCUCCUAGGUUGUGGUUUAUUAUCAAACGAGAAUACAGAUACAUUUGUUUGGCUAUUUAGGACAUGGUUGGAAUGCAUGCACAGCCAAGCUCCGAAUGGAAUAAUUACAGAUCAAGAUAGAGCUAUGCAAAAUGCAAUUACGAUAGUGUUCCCAAACACAAAACAUCGAUGGUGUUUGUGA